GGAUUUCAGGAGCUAGAAUACUUAUAGCAAGUCAGCUUAUAGGCGACUCUGGUGAUACUUAGGUAAUCCCUAAAGUUUACACGACUGAUCCGAGGUCUAGAUCCCCCUUUCUACCAAGGUGAUACUCAAAACACGUUCAGAUUUAAACAAGUCGAUGUUGAACCAAGAAACACGACGCCUCUUAAUUAUUCCAUUGAAGUCAAUUCACAAUUGACUACAGUACGGAGGGGACAGUUCGGUUUGAAUAAUAGCUGAUAUCAGUCGCUUGCGCACGGUCACAAGUGUUCCUUUAUAUACUAAAAUAGAGGUCUCGAUAACUUCUGAUAGUGUAAUAAGAAGUGUUUGUUGUUGUUCAGCAAGGCUAAAAUUGUUAAUUUUCCGUGUCAGUGUUAUCAAAUUGAAUCUUCAGUGAAGUGAAGCCAAAAUGCUGAGUACAUUGAGGCGCGCCUUCCAGCAGUCGCUGAAGAAGCGCCCUCUGUUGACCAACUUGACAGUGUACAUGACAUUUUAUUCGGCUGCUGAAUUUACGCAGCAGACUUUCAACAAAAUGUAUUUGCCGGAAAAACCUGACUAUAACUUAGUUUCAGGAGCCCGUGUUGUUAUUGUGGGCAGCUGUCUCUACGCACCAACUUUAUAUUAUUGGUACAAACUCCUGGACAGGAAGUUUGUGGGCACAGCUGCCAAGACCGUCCUGACGAAAGUAGCGUGUGAUCAGUUCAUCAUGACGCCUACACUGCUGGCCUUAUUCUUCACGAUUCUCAGCAUACUAGAAGGUAAAGCAGAUAUAUUUGAGGAACUACGCCAGAAGUACGUGAAAGCGUUUAUAGCGAACCAGUCAUUCUGGAUCCCGGUGCAGACAGUGAACUUCUCCCUAAUCCCUUCGCAUCUGAGGGUCACGUACGUGGCUUCUGCCUCCUUCAUUUGGAUCAACGUCUUGUGUUACAUUAAGCGACAGCAGCUUGGAUCUACUAAGUCUAUAGAAUAGGAAAAUUAGUCUCGGCAAGUCAUUUUGAAGAAGUAAGCUAUAAGCGGCGCUCUUAGUGACUUUGCGAUGGUUAAGGUGUUAGUUGCCGCCUGCAACUGCCCAGCGACUGUAAGGAAUCGGCCGCUUUCGAUCGAAAGGACAGCAGCACAAGCACGGUAGUUGCAGUUGGCUACUCCCUUUCAAAUAGCACCUUUAGGUUAAAUGUACCUACGAACAAAAUACGACUGUCAAAUAUUCGGAUUCGACUUCGGAGAGGUAAUAUUACGAGAAGAUUAUGCCUUGUAUUGAUUUGUACCGUAGGUAAAAAUCUGCCAAUGGUCCAUUAUGUAUGAACCUCCACUGUCGGUUGUCACAUUCCGUGAACACAUUCCACAUGGCAUUCAUUCAGCUGUGUUAACAUUUCUUCAGCGAAUAUUAAAUUAUAAGUAAUUAAAAUGCAUUGGGAACAAAUAUCCGUGUAAUCUAUUAAAGAUUAGCUGUAAGUAAGUGGUUCAAAUAAAUCGUAAAUUAAAAUGAUUGAACUGAUUUUCAUGAUGGUUCCGUUUGAUAUGGGUAUAUGCCAAGUUUACUGUUUUUAUAGCUGUGUUACUUUUAUUGUUAUAAAUAAAGCUUAUUGAAAUAAUGAA
Helicoverpa zea (corn earworm) is the source of this 1611-nucleotide messenger RNA. RefSeq names its product mpv17-like protein. The record is from RefSeq and is a predicted model, not a curated record. The transcript is spliced from 5 exons. NCBI's taxonomy places the organism in Eukaryota, Metazoa, Arthropoda, Insecta, Lepidoptera, Noctuidae. Gene Ontology annotation, cellular component: membrane; cytoplasm. Bases 425 to 985 code for a protein of 186 amino acids.